This is a messenger RNA of Exophiala aquamarina CBS 119918, 1398 nucleotides long. RefSeq lists its product as uncharacterized. The coding region runs from base 1 to 1398 and encodes 465 amino acids. The transcript has 2 exons. Gene Ontology annotation, biological process: ribosomal small subunit biogenesis; ribosomal small subunit export from nucleus. The record is from RefSeq and is a predicted model, not a curated record. NCBI's taxonomy places the organism in Eukaryota, Fungi, Ascomycota, Eurotiomycetes, Chaetothyriales, Herpotrichiellaceae. Gene Ontology annotation, cellular component: preribosome, small subunit precursor; nucleus; cytosol.
AUGCCUCGAAAACGCUGGAUUGACAAGAAACAGGCGCAGACCUUCCAACUGCUCUACCGCCCACAAAAUGAUCCUGCCCUGCACGACGAAUCCGCUGGUGAGCGUGCCCUUUAUCAGACUUCGGGCCAGAGUUCCUCUUCCGAGAAAGCGCGUGCUGGCCCAGGCCUGCACUUGGAAGACUUAGAAAGCGAUGUGGAUUUUGAACAAAUGCGUGAAAACGAGGGAGAGGCGGCUGAACAUGGAAUCUACUUCGACGACACGACCUAUGACUACAUGCAGCAUCUGCGUGAUGUCGGCGAGGGUGGUGGAGAGGCUUAUUUCAUCGAUGCUGCGCCUGUGGCGGGACAGGCCAAGGGGAAAGGGAACGCUCGAACAGUGAAACUCGAAGACGCUUUACGAGAAGUCUCACUGGAUGAUGGUCAGAGCGUGGCUGGCAGCGACUUGUUUUCCACAUUCUCCACAGUUUCCAGGCCCCGAACGUAUCAAAAUCAACAGGACGUACCAGACGAGAUCGCAGGAUUCCAGCCCGAUAUGGACCCUAGAUUGCGUGAGGUUCUUGAGGCCCUUGAAGAUGAAGCCUAUGUAGAUAACGAGGACGACCAAGACAUCUUUGGCGCUCUGGCCAAGGAAGGUCGUCACGGGGAACUUGAAUUGGGCGAAUUCGAGGCCAAUCUUGACGAAUAUGACGAUGGCUGGGAUUCUGAUGCAACAGAAAAGGCACUCGAGCAGACUUCCGAACUCAAGCUACCAACGGCCGCCUCAGACACGGCCAGCGACGCAACAGAUGGUUUAGAUGCUGAGACGGCUGCAGCAGAGGAUGGCGACUGGUUGCGAGACUUUGCCAAGUUCAAACGAGAUCAUACAAAAAAGCCACCCGCCGCUGCAGCGUCUAUCGUUGCAGCGUCUGCUGUUCAGGAUAAAGCACCCUCUUUAUACACACUGAAUGGCACGCCACUACGGCAGAAGAAGCGGAAAGGCGCUCUGACGAACCCGAGUGCUUACUCUAUGACAUCCUCAUCUCUCGCCCGAACCGCUGGCCAGCAACUAUUGGACGCUCGUUUCGACCAGGUGGAGAAGAUGUAUGCCUUAGACGAGGGCGACGAGUACGAAGAUAUGGACGGUGGCAUUUCUCUCAUGUCGGGAAUGACGGGUCGCUCGAAAAUGUCACAGCUUUCCACCACCAGUUUCGCCGACGAGGGUGCGGUAAGACAGGACUUCAAUGGCAUGAUGGACGACUUCCUUGGCGAUUGGAAUAAAGCCAAUCCUGGUGGGAAACGGAAAGGCGUUAAGGGUAAACGUGGGAAACAUGGUAAUGAGAAGUAUGGGCUGCAGCAGUUGGAUGAGGUUCGUGCUGAAUUGGGUCCCGCAAGGAUACAUAAGCCCACGCAAAAAAACUGA